AUGCGGUCCGGCUUGGAUAAAGCUGGCGCGCUCCCACUUCUCGCCUUGAUUGUGUUCUCGCUUCUCACACUGGUGCCGUCGAUGUCGAGCAUUUAUAACAUCAAGUUCGCCGACUUUAGCUUUUUCGCCGGUACAUCUCGCCAGGUCCCUCUCAUUCAGGAUGGAUCUGCCGAAAUACACCCGAAAGCACACCCCUUAAACGACCCCACGAAACCAUGGCGUCUAGCAGGCCCCCACCGAUCGCGUGUGAAUCUCCAAUCGCGCACUUCGCGCAUCGGAGGUGCCGCCGCGAUCCCAGCCAGCGAGACGACCGCCGUCGCGAAUAAAAGUCGAAUUCCAUCCAUUGCCCGCGAAUCAUCAUUCUCAUUUACUCGGAGAGCUCGCGCAUUUAGAACCUACUUCAUCCAACAACUAGACGAUUAUCCAUUCCUCGUCCCCUUCUCCAACCGCUCCUUAGCGGCCUCCACAGACGCAUACCCCACCAUCACCCUGGAUGAAUCCACUCUCCCGACUCCCGAUAUAGACCAUACAUCCAUGACAUCCUCAUCUAAUCAUUCCUCCCACGACAUUCAUGAAACAGGACUGCAGUUCCUUGAAUCCUUCCAAACAGUGUGCCAGCAGGCCUGCCACACCGCAAUUGAUUUCGGAAAGCGAUUGGCGCUUUUCGGGGCAGAGUACGCCAAAUCCAUAUUCCUCACGGACGAGCAGAAAGACGUCCAAACUACAUUAAUCCGCCACCCCACGCCCCAUCCCACCCAAGAAGAAGAUCAAUUACUUCAAGUUCCCGCCCCAGCUCAGCAAAAGAUUGGUGCUGAGGAAGCCACCGAUGCUGCUGCUGGCCGGCACUCGCAGGAGCUCCACGGGAGCUGUAUGGCUGUGGUGAUUGGUCUUGUGGCGGGCAUCAUGUGGUUCUAG
Molecule: messenger RNA, 915 nt
Organism: Penicillium antarcticum
Lineage: Eukaryota; Fungi; Ascomycota; Eurotiomycetes; Eurotiales; Aspergillaceae
Exons: 2
Coding region: 1-915 (304 amino acids)
Source: RefSeq, a predicted model, not a curated record